Messenger RNA from Cuscuta campestris, 670 nucleotides. Lineage: Eukaryota; Viridiplantae; Streptophyta; Magnoliopsida; Solanales; Convolvulaceae. The record is from the annotation of a GenBank genome assembly.
CGGUAUUUAUGUCUUCCUUGCAUCCUGUAAUUUUUUAAAUUAUCGUUUUCUGCCCCAGUCCCCGUAUAUGGUCUUGCACUCCGUCCAAGUGCAACCUAGGAGUGCAUAGAAAUGUGAAAGUGCAAAAAAAGCUCCUCUAAUGAAAGUUUAAUAGCUUUGAGCUUUCGAAGCAGAUGGGAAAUCGCCAAAUAAGUUUCAAUGUCUUGUACGGCGCUCAAAAUGUUCAUAUGAAAAACAAUGGCUCCACCGUUGAUCUCAUCUUGGACAAGUCUUCAGGAUGUGGGUUGGCCUCAAAAGAGAGGUAUUACUAUGGAUUCUUCAAUGCUGCUAUAAAGCUCCCAGCAGGAUUCACAUCUGGAGUUGUUGUGGCCUUUUAUGUUCCUAGUGGACAAUAUACCGGUGAGAGAGGUGAUAAACAAAAGGCAUCAUGCACCGAUGAAUAAUGUAUACCCGGCCAAGCCAAUGUCGGUAUACUUGACAAUCUGGGAUGGGUCCCAGUGGGCCACCCACGGUGGGAAGUACCCUGUCAAUUACCAAUAUGCCCCCUUCGUGGCAUCCAUGGGAAGGGCAGAACUGGAAGCCUGCGCCGCCCCACCAUCAUCACCACCAUGCAUGGAAGGAGAGGGGUUUGUGAAGCUGAGUGAGGAGCAAAAGGGGGGAUUGGAUUGGG